CCUUAGGGUUUCGUUCUAAUUACGCGGCCGCGCCACCGCGUUUUUGAGCAAUUACCAAAAUACCCUUCCCCCAUCCCCACAGUGAAACGAAAAAUCCACAAAAAUAAAGGUUAACCAGUUUCGAACCCAGGUCCACGGACUCAUAUGGGACAAACGGCUGACAUUUUGUCCAGUUGGGCUACUGGCCCAUUGUGCGUUAAUUUAACUAUCUCGUUUCUUUUUACUUAUUUAAAAUACUUAAUACGAAAUAUGAAAUGCGAAUUAAGUUAGUGUUGCUUCUUGUUGAGUACAUCGAAUUUCUUCUUAAUGAUUAAAAUUCUUGCAUUCAUAUUAUUAACAUCAUAAUAAUCUAAAUGAAGUUUUAUUAACAAAAAUUAUAAAACAAAAUUACGUUCAGUGGAACGUGGUAAAAGCUACAAUUAAAUUUUCAAAGUCCUAAUGAACUACGUGGACUUUGAUCCCGUCUAACGGGUACGUAGGCAACCGGUAAGGUUCGAGUCCAACUAACAAAUUAAUUAUAUCUUUUACGUCAGUGGACGUAUAAUUUAAUUACAACUAAUACGAUUUAGUUUCUUCAAUGGUCCAGUGAGACCCUAAAAUUACAAAAUAUUACUAAAAUACACCCAACUCGUACAAAAAACUUAUCGACUUAAGUAGUACCGAUUUAGGGCGUUGUGGGGUGUGAUUUCACUUCCCCACACGUAACCGUACUCCCGAACCCAGAACUUCAUUUCCGCAGAUCAUAUCUCGGUUCUGACCCUAAGGUUAGAGCCGAUUCGAAGAGUGUUCGAUCCACUCCAAGUAAGAUCGAUGGCGACUCCCAAAACAGCCGACGCGACGACGUACGGACCCCCCGGACGGGACGGUUGCGACAGUUGGCGACUCCGCUGGGGAACUUCGAGAGUCGAGCUACACUUAUUAAGUCGAUAAGUUUUCUUAUUUUCUUUUACGUGUUGGGUGUUUACUACUUAUUUGCGCAAUUAUAUUUUCGCAAAUUUAAAUUAUGCAUUCAUGCACAAAAGCUCUAUGCCCGAGCUAUCCCUUUAGAAAAUCGAAAGGAGUACCGUGACAUCCACAGUAGUGGUAGUCACGCAAAACUUUCCAACCAAGUUGAACUCGGAUCCGAGGAUGAUCUCGAGGUAUCCAGCCAGUUCGAAAGAGCUAGGGCGGGAUACAACUUGGGAGCCAAAUCCCUAGGAAUUCCUUAACCAGCAUAUAGUAAACUUCGAAGCUACCCCCGACCAUCCAAAACAAUCCCCAAAGACACCCUGAAACCGUGUCGUUACGCUGUUCGAAAGCCCUAUGUCUACCUAAUUAGGGUAAUGAUGUAAUGAUAUGUGUUUGCUUAUCCAGAUGUAUGUUUGAUUACGAUGUAAUGAUGUGCGUUUUAUCUUUUACUCGUAAAACUGUAUGAUUGCAUUAAUGAAAAACGUUUUGAAAAUUCAUAAACAUUGUUCUCUCAUAAGAUUUUCAUUCACCCAAAACAAUUUUAUCAUAAGAAGCUUAAAAAUGCAUGCAUGAGAUGAAAAAUGAUUUUGCAUUCAUACAUCAUUGCAUUUUUGCAUAAGCAUCAUGCAUAAAUAUAAAGAACAAAAUUAAUUUAACACUGUUGAGACAAAAUCAGGUUUCCUUAAAAUUGCUCGUCCACAAGGAAAAAGUCAGGACUUCAAGUACUUAACUAGAUCCAAGCUCGAGUUCGUCAUGGAAGCGUUCCAGAAAAAGUUAAGCGACAUUGAAGGAAAGAUAACCGGAUUCGAUGAAAAGCUAGCCGGGUUCGAUGAAAUGAAGGAUCAACUGAACAUGAUAGUAAAUAUCUUAUCAGCUAAAGGGAAAGGGGUAGUAUCUAACGAUGAAGAAAUACACUCUGAUGAAGAAGAUCGCGAUGGGAACAUGAAGGGUGAAGCUUCUAGUGCCAAGAUCCCCGUCAUACCCUCAAAAGACGUAUUUGAAAAGAAGAACAUGGGAUCUCCAAUACAUGAUCGAGAGGAAGACAAAUUGGAAGAAGCCAUGGACGACGUCCUAUUAAAAGAAAAAUGGGAAUACCUGGAUGAAAGGGUGAGAGCCAUUGAGGGGGUAGAAUCCUAUGGUUCUACAGAUGCCAAACAAUUGUGCCUAGUGCCAGACGUAAUAAUUCCCAAUAAAUUUAAAAUUUCAGAGUUUGAAAAGUAUGACGGUACCACGUGCCCCAGAAACCAUCUGAUCAUGUAUUGAAACAAAAUGGCUAACCACAUUAGAGACGACAAGCUCAUGAUACAUUGCUUCCAGAAUAGCCUAAGUGGUUCGGCGCUAAGAUGGUAUAUGCAACUCGAAAGAUCGAAGGUGAAGAGGUGGCAAGAUUUAGCUGAUCCGUUCAUAAGACAUUACAAGCACAACCAAGAUCUAGCUCCUGACCGAGAAGAUUUACGUAACAUGGAAAAGCAAGAAAAUGAAUCUUUCCGUGAAUAUGCACAGAGGUGGCGAGGAAAGGCCGCAGAUGUUCAACCCCCGUUGUCAGAAAAAGAAAUGGUUUCGACCUUCUUCGAAACACUAAAGCCUCCAUAUUACAACAGCAUGGUAGGAAUCACUACAACAAACUUUGCUGAUUUGUUAGUAAUUGGAAAACGAAUAGGGAAGGGGAUUAAGCUAGGAAAAUUGGAAAUCCCAGAAGCCUCUAAGAAACCGCACCAAUCCCGAAGGGGAGAAGCAGAAGUCCAUUAUACUCAAACAGAAUCAUCAAGAGGGAGAAGGUGGGAUCAUCUACCUCAGGCCAAUCAAGCGCGUCCCCAUGUUGCAAACCUUGCCAUAAUUAAUCAACAUCCAGUUUUUCAAACUCAACGAACGAUCCAAGGCCCGACACAAGUUGCACCACCAAAUAACCAAGACCAGAACAAUUCCGGGAAAUACAAAAAACCUUUCCAAAUCGACCCUAUCCCCAUUACAUACACUGAACUUCUCCCCCAACUAAUUCAGAGUCACCUAAUUUCCCCAAUACCAUGUGAACCAAUGAAACCUCCUUAUCCAAAUUGGUACAGGUCAGAUCAACACUGUGCUUACCACUCAGGAGUCGCGGGACACUCAACUGAAGAUUGUCGAAUGUUCAAGAUCAAAGUCCAACAAAUAAUGAAAGCUGGUUGGUUGAAGUUCGAAGAAGAGCCAAAACGUCCAGACGCCAACAAGAAUCCACUGCCAACUCACGAGAAUUAGUGGAUGAACUACAAGGCAAAGCUCGAUUCAAGGAUGAUGUUGAUCCUAUCUAAUAAAUGAACUAUCGAGAUAAUUUUCCAUAACAAAAUAUGUAUCACUUUUGCUUUCACCGUCAUGAAUAAAAGGUCUUUCGCGUUUCGACCUCUUUGGAGCAUCAAGUGAACAGUGUCAAUCUUAAUUUAAGAGUUCGCAUCAAUGAUUUUUUUCAAAAUAACAAAUGCCACUUCCGAUCUUAAGAAAAAACGAAUUUAUUU
Molecule: messenger RNA, 3437 nt
Organism: Linum trigynum
Lineage: Eukaryota; Viridiplantae; Streptophyta; Magnoliopsida; Malpighiales; Linaceae
Source: the annotation of a GenBank genome assembly